Corythoichthys intestinalis (scribbled pipefish) is the source of this 9339-nucleotide messenger RNA. RefSeq lists its product as uncharacterized. The record is from RefSeq and is a predicted model, not a curated record. The transcript has 2 exons. Lineage: Eukaryota; Metazoa; Chordata; Actinopteri; Syngnathiformes; Syngnathidae. Bases 1168 to 2427 code for a protein of 419 amino acids.
CUUGUAUUAUUAUUUUUUUGUUCGUUUCAUAAACUUCAGGACAUAGUUUUUUAAGCUAGCCGAAACGUCAGGAAUUAGCACUGUUUUGCAGCGUCGAACGUUUGCCCCAAAAUGCAAACUUUACUCGCAAAGUGUUUUUUUUUUUUCCCCACCUCUUGUGUUGACCAGACAUUGAUGUUUGGCUAAAAAUUAAUAACCGUAGUUUUCAAACGGCCUUUGAAAGUAUGACAGUAUGAGGAGAUAAUGUUGCAUGUGUGGACGAAGUACCUCCGAAUGACGCACGGGAACAGCAAAAGCACAUACAUGACCAAGGUGUAAUUAAUUACAUUUCUAAAUUACCGGUUAAAUUAGUCAAGUUCCUCACUCAUUCUGUCAUGGUCAUUGAUAUAUAAAAACAAAAUUUCACCACAUAGAUAUUACAUUUGGAACAAGAAAUACAAUAAAGAAAUUAUUAUUAUUCUUUAUAAGAUGGGUUAAUAACAUUUUCUUAGUUAGGCAAUAUUUGAAUGACGAUGGUCAACUUUUUACAUAUAGAGAAUUUUGUUCUGUUUAUAGUAUUAUUGUUGGACCUCGUGAACGUUUGUGUUUGAUGCAGGGCUUUCAAAGAUUAUUAUUAUACUGUAUUAUUGUCUGUUCAUUGGUUAUAAAUGUGCAUUAUUAAGCUCUGAAGCCUCAAAGUAUUUUUUGAGAGGACUUCUUCAAAGGGGAGAUAGUUUCCAAACCUGCAACAAUUUGUAAUUGGAACGAUUAUUUACUUUCUAUUUAUGGUAUAGAAACGGUGUUUGAGGUUCAUUAUCGCCACCGCAUGGACAUAUUUGUCAUGCACCGCUGCAAUGCAUUGUGGGUGAUAUACAGCUCUAGUGACCAUCGCUUUUUGACUAGGAUCACAAUAUUUCACCAAGUUUACUUCAGCUAUUUCGAGAAAUGGAAGAUUCCUUUCCCUUAUGAUGGCGGUGGGGAUUCGAGGGCAGCAAGGGUGACUCGAACUGUUUUUGGAACGCAGCCGUUGAAAAGGUUCAGCAACAUUCACACUGCGCCAACCGAACUUUCCGAGUAACAUCACGUGGAUGAAAGGCGCACUCAUUGAUUGGCCAAAUUUAGAAGAGGAAAUACUUCACCUUCACCCCACUCUGCUGAAAGAAGGGGAUAAAAACGACGAUCCAAAAGAUGGAGCCUCUCGUGCAGGCAUUUGUUUUGUUAAUACUUUCCUCUGUGUAUCAAAUGCAACUGCUUAGCGCAGCAGAACAACAUUUGGCCAUGGUAACUCAACGUGCCGUGACAAAGUUCUUGUUACGAAGACGAGAGAGGAGGCGUCGGAGCCAACAGAGGAGAUUUGUCGCUGUCUAUGGCUUUAUGUUGCUACACAGACAGCAGGCAAGCAGGACCACGCGGGCCAAUCUGCGUCGUCGCAGUUGGUGGGAACAUAUUAAAGACAACUGGAAUGACACUGACUGGCAGAAAAACUUCAGGAUGAAGCGAGUGACAUUUCAGCGGCUAUGUAAUAUCCUGCAGCCUACUUUAACACGCCAGAGCACAAAUUUCAGAGACUCUCUCUCUCUGGAUCUUCGGGUGGCUAUAUGUCUGUGGCGUUUGGCGACCAAUCUUGAUUACAGAUCCAUUUCCGAUCUUUUUGGUGUUGGCAUAUCCACGGCCUGUCAAAUUACCCAAGAAGUUGUGACAGCAAUAAAUAAGGUGAUGAAACGUCACUACAUCCGGACCCCAUCCGAUGAGGAGCUCGGGGUUAUUGUCCAGGGAUACAGGGAUAAAUGGGGAUUCCCACAGGUUGCCGGAGUAAUAGACAGGACCCACAUCGGCAUCCAGGCACCAGCUGAUAACGCUCCCGAAUAUUACAACAGGAAAGGAUUUUACUCAGUCCUGUUGCAGGGUGUUGUUUGCCACAAGCUCAGAUUUUGGAACAUCAAUGUUGGUUGGCCAGGGAAUGCCCAAGAUGCCAAAGUGUUUGCAAACUCCCCUCUCUAUGAACAGGGGCAAAGCGGCACAUUGUUUUCAGCUCGUACAGAGCAAAUCGAAGGUGUUGAUGUGCCACCAGUUAUUCUUGGUGAUGCAGCUUACCCACUUCUGCCUUGGCUGAUGAAGCCAUAUCCAGAGGGGACAAAUUUAACGCCAGCAAAUAUUCAAUUCAAUCAUCGACUCAGUCAGGCAAGGAUGACUGUAAAGAGAGCUUUUGGGCGGCUGAAAGGUAGAUGGAGAUGUCUCCUCACAAGGUGUGAUGCACACAUUUCGCUGGUCAGCCACAUCAUCACAGCCUGCUGUGUUCUUCACAACUUUUGUGAAAUACACGAAGAGGAAUGGGAAGAUGCUGAUCUUGAAGCGGACCAGUCAGGUGAUCAUAAUGUCCACCACACCUCGGAUGAUGAACAUGGCCAUAAUAUCAGACAUGCUUUCUGUACCUCAUUUUCACGCUAAACACAUAUUUUGCAUCCUCUGCAUCAAUGAAAGUUCUCCUUCGUAGCGAUGGAAAUUUGUCAGCAGAGGGUGCUGGUGGGUGACAAUGCGUAAGGAAAUAAAGGCAUAUGAGAAAUUUUACAGACAAGUUUUCUGAGCGAAACAUGGGCGGUGCCAUCUUUAUCAUUUCUGCUCCAAACCUCUAGUUUAGACAGAACAACAUGAAGUGUGGUUGAAGUAAGCAGUGUGUUGACAAAGUUCAAACUGCAAAAUCAAACCAGAGGAACCCACGGAAUCUCCAAAAAUGGAUUCAGCACGACGUAGAUGAGACUCCGAGACUUUCUGUGCUGUGCGUCCAACUCCUGGGAAGCGCCUAUAUAUAUGGUUGGAAGUGGAAUGAUUUGAACAGCGUCCAGCUUCAAAGAGCCAGUGCUCAUCUACCUCGCCAUAUGCCUUAAAUCGUAACCAGCUGCAGACAAUGUUAUAUGUGUUUUAAAACUAAAUAAAAAUCAUAAAAGAUUCUAUGUUUGUUCUUAUCACUUCGUUGAUCAUUCUUAAAGAAAAUUAUAACAUGUCGGCCUGUGUUGACGUAAGGUGUAGAUUGAUACGCCAGCCACUUGAGUGACCAAAAUGAGGUGAAAUUACAAAUAAUAUUAGUUGCCGAGUGCAGAAGAGCUGACACAGAUUUUGUUGUUACAAGGAAAUACUACAAGGUAUGUACAUAUAAACAAAAAUAGUAUGUCAUUCUUUUUUAUUGCAGAUAUUGAUCGCAAUAAAACAUUUGGACAACAAAAUUCCAUUUUUUUUUUUUUUUUUAAUAAAACGAUAGGGGCAUGUGCUAAACAGGUCAAUAAACCAGAAUUUAUAAAAAUUAUUAGAAAAAAUAUUAACAAUGGUGGAGCAUAAGUUGAGCCUUUCAUCAAAGUAGAACGCAUGUAGUCUUGAUACUGUAUAUGUACAUUGACGUACAGCAGUGCUUCUCAAUUAUUUUCUGUUACGCCCCCCCCCCAGGAAGACCAAAAUGUUCCACGCCCCCCCCAACUCUCUGCCACCACUGUAAAUAAAUAAACUGUAGUAUCAUUUGUAUAUAAAAUUCUUAAUAUUAUAAGUACAACGCUGCAUAACAUUGUGUUCUUUUUUAAAUUAAAUAAAAAAGUAAUAUAGAUCAACUUACGGUACAAUAAAGUGAAAAAAAAAAAAAAAAAAAACACAUUCGUGCUAUAAAAAUACACGCAAGAUACAUUUUUGGACUGUUUGAUACUGAAAAAUAAAAUUUAAUAAAGUCAAUAAUAAAUUCAAAUUGAUUAGCAACAUUAACUCAUGAGGGCAAUAUGUCAAUUAGAUUAAAAAAAAAAAAUUAAUAGAACAAAAAUGACGUGGCAUUGGACAGAGGAACAGUUUUUAUUUUUGCUGCAGGCAAAAGCUAAAUGCUACACACACUUUGUCAUGUUUGCUUGUCUUAACUUUUCAUAUCUCCAGUGCUCUUUGCUGUGUGCUCGUUUGGUUAAAAAAUACUGCGCACACGCUCAAAAUGAGAGCGGCACUGCCACCCACUGAAUGGAUGUGCAAUUGCACUUUAUAUACGACAAAAAAGUAUGUUCCCCAAGAUCACAUGCGCCACCCCCAGCAUCGCUCUGCGCCCCCCCCCCCCCCCAGGGGGGCCCGCCCCACUAUUUGAGAAGUACUGACGUACAGUGAUUGUUGUGAGGCACAGCAUUUUCCAUUUGUAAACAAAAAACUUGUAACACUUGCAUUUAGGCAUUUACAUAAUUGUACCAUCCUACACGUACUGAAUAGCAACAGGCUAGCAGCAGAUAGCAUGUGUUGCACCCAAAGCAUUACAGUAGUUGUAGUAAAUAUUAAACAAUCAUAAUUAGAUUAAUCGUAAUAACAGUAUCAAAGACAAGUCAUUUCAUGCCCAAGCUUUAGUAUUUUUUGGAGCACCGGACACAUGAAAAUGCAGGAAAAAGAAGGAACAUACCUUCCAUAACACCUGCGGCAACAUGGCUACAUAUACACCUGGUCUUUGUGGUGGCUCCACAUCUGCUUUCAUAACCAACAUGUUGUCCUCCCAUGUUGUGUUGAUGGCAGAUGGAUGCUGUAUUUCCAAUUUGGCUUUUUUGAGGGACGGCUCCAAUGUUGUUUUGGAUGGAGAAAGUGUAAAACGGAAGUCGCAAGCAGAAAUGCGGAAGUACCUCGGAAACUUUAGCAUUAGCGAUUGUUAUAGUUGUUUUGGAAUGUCAUGGUUUUUUUUUUUUUAUAUUAUAGCCCUGUGCUGGGUUUUAGCUUCUAAUUUCUCUAAAUUAAUUAGACCCGAUUAUUAAAACUCGGCAAGGUUAAGCUAAAGACUCCAGUGCGUACCUGCAGUUUGUCCACGUCACAGUUCUUAUUUUUCUCACUAGUCUUUGAGAUAGACAGGGCUAGAUUGUUGCUUAAUUUAUAAAUUCUUAUUGGGCUACACAUUUUCGCUGAUUCACUAAAAAAAUGACGCUGGUUGUGAUAGCCCUUUUUUAAGCAAACCUGUGUUGGGAAUCAUGAAGGAAGGCGCUGGCUAUCGACUAGCUGUGAAAUUCAAAUGAAAGUUUUGUUGCUGAUAAUGUACUGUAUAACAGAUAAAUCCCAAACCCUCUUAUUUAGUUAAAAGUAGGGCUGCUACUCACGAUUUUCAGAAUUGAUUAAUCGAUUAAUUUGAUUGAUGUCACUUUUUUUUCAAUUGCCUUCACAAUUUACCUUAGUUUUAUGCAUGUUGAAAGUAACAAUGAAGACAAAAUGACCAUUUCUUUCAAAAAUAUUUUAUUACAGCUUCCGGACUUAACUGUAGUCUACAAAUGAUUUUAAUCGAUUAGUUGUUGCAGUCUUCCGAACAAAAAUGUGAAUUGUUUUCCAAAGUAAAAGCAGAUUUUGUUCAUGUCCUACUUUGAACAGAAAUAUGAAAUAUAUUUACAACUGAAGUUCUAUGUAUAAGUUCAAGAAUUUAGACAAGUUUAAGGUCCUAAACGAUUAAUUGGUUAUCAAAAUAGUUAUCAAUUAAUUUGCUCAUCGAUUAGUUGUUUAUUAAUUGUUGCAAGUCUAGUACAAAGCCAUUAAUAAAACAAAUGCACAUAAUGAAAAGUUUUACGGCAGACGAGUUAUUUCCCAGGCAUUAAAUGCAUCAUCUGGAAAUUUAAUCCCUUCCGCAAUUUGCCAUUUAAGUCCUGAUUAUCCAGAUUUUAAAUUUAAGAACCCUGUGUUACUGUAGAAUUUUAUUGUUGAAAUAAAUUUUCACUAAAAACGUGAUUAUAAAUAUCCAAUUAAAAUAGUUUUCUUAGAUUCUAGAUUUUCCUUAACAAUAUUGCCCCACCACCCCAUGAUCUCAGAAAAUAUAUACUGUAUACUUUAAUUGAUGUCUGUCAGAUCACCGAAACUUUUAUUUUUAAACUUUUUUUCCCCAUUUGCUGCUCUAUUUCUAAUGAUAUUUAUAAUUUGUGCUAAUUAAAGGUUACACACAGAUUGUGCAAUUGUUUUUAAAAAAAAAAAAAAAACAACAACAAAUUAUUGUAAACAUCAGAACACUGAACAAUUGAAUCAAAUCUGCUAGAGCAAAACAUUUUUCUAUAACCAUUGAAAGCCAUGUUUACAUUGUGGAUGACAGCCAAAGUGUCCUGCUGGUGAUAUGAGGGGUAACCUGGUGUGUGAUCGGUACAGGGCUGUAGUACUGUUGGCCGAGUGGAUAAGUCACAGGGUGGGAGUGUCACUUGACCUGUUGGCAUCCGCUGUGACACUGGCUGGGUCAAGUGAUUUUGUCAGUCUUUCCAUCAUCUGAAGAAGUAGCUGGGUUGUAGCUUGUUGCUCCCUGAACAAGGUACUGUAAUGCUCACUGGCCUCCUUCUGCAUCUGCAUUAAAUAUGAUAAUUCUGCAGUGUCACGGGCUUGUCGGGCACGGUCGGCAUCAUCCAUCCUCUUUAGCAGUGCCUCCAGAGUGAGCUCUGUGUCAAGGGUCCUGCGUUUUUUUUUCCUGCUGGUGGCACCAGGAAUAGCCAAUCGUGGCGCGUGUGUACCAUGUUUAUUCAUACUUGUGCUGGUGGUGGUUGUUGUUGUACCACCUUCCUCCAUCCAAACACUGACUUCUGGGGAGGAUGGAGUUCCUGUAUAUUAAGACAAAUAACCAUUAUUUCAUUAGGAAAAAAAAAAAAAAAAAAAAAGUGUAGAGGCUGGGUAAACCAAGUGUCAAAGGCAAUACAGGUAGUCCCCGGGUUAUGACAUACCAGACAACGCCGGAGUCUCGUCCGCCAUUUUGUCUCCAGUUUUUUGUGUGUGAAUGGUACCUUAUUGUACCUCACAGUAUCUUUUAAAAAAUUUUUUUUUUUUUUACUUUAUUAAUAUAACUACUGCCCUUUGGUGAAAUGUGUAUUUUAUUAUAAUGUCAACUUUUGUUUUUUGACGGAUGCAUUUUUUGGCGCAGGAAGCGUAGAGCAGGGGUACUUCCACUCGAGAGCAUGUACACACGAAGAACGUAUUAGCGCACAUUAAGAGGAGCGCAUUUGCUCCCACCAAAAAGUCGCACAGCCAAGUAAGCGAGAGAGGGGAAAAGUUACAGCUUAGCUCUAUGCAUGUGCCGGUUACCAAUUUCAAGGUUUACCGUGGCAUGAAAACACUGUUUCAAAACCACUAAAAGUUUCCGAUGGUGAUACAAAUACUUAAACGUAAGCUUGUUAACAAGGCUCUUAACGUGGCUAGUUAGCAUGCCAAGACGCCUAAUUAGUUUUCUCUCUAUUAGCGUGCUUUUGUAAAGUCUUGGGCCAUUGUAAACAUAUGUUCAAAAUAGAGCUGAAAACGAAUACUCGAGCAACUCGAGUUUAAAAACCUCAACUCACCUUGAGGAAUCGUUUAAUUUUGCCAGCUCUAAGCAUCACGUUUUGCCCGGACUACUUUUAAUGCGGGACAACGCGCUGACGUCACGUGCAUAGAGGAAGAAGCAAUAAAAAAAAAAUACCUUACUGCAGCCGACAGCGUUACAAACUGCGCCGACGUUGCUAAAAACUAUGCCUGCAUGUUGCUACGUGGUAGCAGGUAGCGUCUGUAUGCAUGUCAUAGAUAUCACAUGUACGUAGAACGAGAUGCGAAAUGACCGACUCGGAGGCGUUAAUAAAACAGCCGCCAUCUUAAAGCCGUACACUUCUCAGCGCUCAUAAAUAAGAUUAACAUUACUGUCACUCGCUAACGUAACGUUAUCCCUGCGGAGGGCUAGGUUUCUAUUCAUUAUGACUACUGUCGAUAUGUGGCUAAUUCUUACAUACAUGGUGUUAUACUUAUAUAGCGCUUUUCCACCUUUCAAGGCGCUCAAAGCGCUUUACACUACAUCGCCAUCUACCUACUGGUGACGCAGCACCAGGAGCAAUGUGGGGUUCAGUAUCUUGCUCAAGGAUACUUAGGAGAGUUCAUCAGGGCAGAGAAUUGAACCCACCACCUCUGGGUUGGGGGACAACUACUCUACCACUGAGCCACGCCAUACCCAUACAGGCUUUAUUUCAUCUGUGAAAACAGCGCUGUCGAGUGAUCAGGGUGUAAAAUAAAAACUUAAUAAUGCUAAGUCAUUUUGAACUCAGUAGUCAUUGCUGGAUAAAACACCAAGUAGCAUUGGUGCCUAAUGUGCUCCAACACAGCACAACAUUUAUUUUGAACACUGCAAAAACUCAAAAUCCUAUCAUGACUUACAGUUUAGAAUAACUUAAAACUUAACUAGAAAUUAUAGCUUGACACAAGUGGAAAAAACACCUAACUUUUAAGUAAUGUGUGUUAUCAAGUGUAAUUACAUUUUUAGGUAAGAAAUAUAUAUUAUUUUUUAUGAGAUCUAAAAGUUUUUUGAGUGAAAGCAGUGAAUUAGUCUUUUUUUUUUUUUAAGUCACAUUUGAGACGCAAUUGUUGGCUGUUUUCAACAAUGUACAUCGAAAAUAAAGUCAUUGUUUGAAAAUGGUUCAAUAUUAGAUGAAAUGUCUUGUUUUCUCAUCUAUAUUUAUAAUUGCUCUUUACCUAAAAAAAAAAAAAAAAAGUUUCAUCCGAUUACUCGAUUGAAUUUUCAGUCGAUUACUAAAAUAUUCGAUAGCUGCAGCCCUAGUUCAAAAUACCAUUUUCAUAAUACAGCCUGUGUUUUUUUUCUCGUAACAGUGUUGAGAAUACAAAAAAUUAUCCGAAUUCAAUUUUGUUGCUUCAAGUAUUCGUUUAAUUAAAGUGGCGUUGUAAUGGUUUAUUUUGAAAGUGAUGGCAUCUAGUUUUAUUGAUUGGGGUGGAUACACUGCCCUCUGGUCUGCCUCUUUUCAGAUGGUUGAAUCCUUGCCUGGCAUGGCCAGACUGUUCUCCCUGUGUUUUUCAAACACUGAGAGUAUAGUCUGGGACCCAGCCCAUUAACGGCCUCUCGAGCAAGUACAAAAUCAAUCGACAAAUCAGAUUCGUUUAUUUGCGUGAUGUAUUCUUAACGAGCAACGUCACUCUUCUGUGUCGGAAGUCGUCUCCACAACAACACAGAUGGCAAACAAGAGAGCCGAGAAUAUGUUCCAAUCCACGGUAAAAUCAGUUUUAAAUGACCAAAAACACAUCGACACAAGUCAUUGACAAGUCUGUCUCGCGCUAGCCAUGUUGAAUAAACUCCGCUUGUAAUGUUUACUUCCGCGCGCAAGGCCCUCGUCCCGCCCGUCGCUGAUUGGUCCACUCCGCUGUCUGUUUGCUGUGGCUUGCUCCGCCCUGGAAAUUUUAUCCGCUUAAUGGUGGCCAGACUCAAUAGCUGGAACAGCGGUGAGUCUGGAGUACCAGGCUAGUUGAAUCCAACUGCUCCCUUAGAAGACCAACGUAAGCUAAGUUUUUGUUUGAGCUAAUGUUUUUUAAUGCAUUCAGAAUUUAGUUUAUAGGUAUAUUUAGCCGUUUUUUAAUGGGAAUAUGUGUCUGAACUAUUUGUUAAGA